Cooperia oncophora is the source of this 1395-nucleotide messenger RNA. The record is from the annotation of a GenBank genome assembly. Lineage: Eukaryota; Metazoa; Nematoda; Chromadorea; Rhabditida; Trichostrongylidae.
AUGUGGUGGGCUUUUUCAGAGGUACUGAUCGACGAGUUUGUAAAGGAAGGCGACAUCGAAGAAGACAUGCGGGAUGAGCUUCGAGAAAUCCUCAUGCGGAAACAUGUUCAUCAAUACGAACAAGCAAAGAAGAAUGGCCCCAACGGUGAUAAAAGCGGUUUUCUCAAUACCGUCCGUUCGAUAUCUGACAUAGGAAAGUCGUUUUCUCAUGGGCGAAACUUAGGGAAGCUGGAAAAGGAACAGUUUGGGCCACAGCUGGAGCUGCCAAAGGUGGAAUCAUUGCCACGAGACAUGAACAAAGACGGUUCAUCAGGAGAUAUCAGCAAAGGCAACACACAUUUCCUCAAGAAACUUCCGCCUGGCGUCGAAGCAAGCAACGUCCUGAUUGGAGAGGUGGAUUUCCUGCAACGCCAUAUCUGUGCUUUUGUUCGCCUGAAGACGGCUCACGUUCUCGGUGACCUUACUGAGGUGCCCGUUCCCACUCGAUUUAUAUUCCUGAUGCUGGGCCCUACAGGACACGGAUCUCAAUACAAAGAGAUCGGCCGCGCAAUAGCCACUUUGAUGGCCGACGAGAUUUUCCACGAUGUCGCCUAUAAGGCACGCAACAAGGAGGAUUUACUUGAUGGCGUGGACGAGUUCUUGGACCAGGUGACGGUACUGCCCCCUGGAGAAUGGGAUCCAACCAUACGUAUAGAGCCGCCAAAUCAAAUUCCUUCUCAAGAAAAAAGGAAGCAGAUUGGUCAAGAGAUGCUUCUGGAAGGUGUCGAAAUGUCUGCCAAAGGUCCAGGCAAAGGAAAGGAAGAACUGGAAGAGGAAGGUGGGUUUGCUCAUCUAGGUCAUGGCAGCGAUCCAGCUCUAAAGCGUACUGGUCGUUUAUUUGGUGGCUUGAUAUUGGACGUCAAACGCAAGGCACCACAUUUUGUCAGUGACUUCACCGAUGCAUUGAACUUGCAAUGUUUGGCAACAGCAUGCUUCAUGUAUUUUGCCCUUCUGGCCCCAAUCGUCACAUUUGGUGGACUGCUGGAGGAGGCCACUCAUCAGCGGAUGGCGGCUAUGGAGAAUAUCCUUGGAGGUGCCAUAUGUGGUGUGUUGUAUCACUUAUUCUCCGGACAGCCGUUGACAAUUAUUGGUUCCACUGGUCCGGUGCUGGUGUUCGAGACGAUCGUCUAUGAUUUCUGCCUUAGACUCGGCAUCAAGUAUCUCAGUUUCCGUUUCUGGGUGCACGUGUGGACGGCGGCUAUCGUAUUCAUAAUGUGCAUUACUGAUGCAAGUGCUCUCGUAUCGUACAUCACUCGUUUCACAGAGGAGUCGUUCGCAACGUUGAUAGCCGUGAUUUUCAUCUACGAAGCCAUUAUGAAGUUGUGGAAGAUUAAAUGUGAGAUUUUAAGUAGAUAA